Molecule: messenger RNA, 2362 nt
Organism: Oncorhynchus kisutch (coho salmon)
Lineage: Eukaryota; Metazoa; Chordata; Actinopteri; Salmoniformes; Salmonidae
Product: galanin receptor type 2-like
Exons: 2
Coding region: 20-1942 (640 amino acids)
Biological process (GO): G protein-coupled receptor signaling pathway
Cellular component (GO): plasma membrane
Molecular function (GO): G protein-coupled receptor activity
Source: RefSeq, a predicted model, not a curated record
GAGUGGACAAGACAGCACCAUGAAGCUGACCCUGGACCAGUUAUCAGCCCAGCUCAGCUUCACUCCUCUGCUGCAUGUAGAGAACGCCACACAGGCCAGACUCAACAACAGUUACAGCUUCUACGACUCCCUCCUCCUCCCCUCAUCCUCCUCCUCAUCCCUCCUUCCCCCUGACUCUCUCCUCCCGUCUUCCUCCCUCUACCCUCCUGAUCCUCCCCUCUUCUCCUCCUCCUCGUCCCUCUUCCCCUCUUCCCUCCUCCCUCCUGAUGAUUCAGAGCUGACCAGUUUGUUAUGGACGGUCCAUGAGCCGACCACGGUGGCUCUGACACUCAUGUACUGCCUGUCCUUCCUGGUGGGGUUCGUAGGGAACAUCAUGUCAAUGAAGGUGCUGACCAACCGACGUAGCGAGAGGCUAGCCGCGGUCAGCGCCACACGGUACCUCCUGGUUAACCUGGCGGUGUGCGACCUGGCCGUGGUGUGUGUCUGCAUGCCCAUAACGCUGGGUCACCAGAUCUACUCGGCCUGGGUCUACGGGGACUUCCUGUGCCGAGCGGUCCCCUUCACCCAGGCCGUCUCCGUGUCGGCUAGCGUGCUAACGCUAACGGUCAUCAGCGUCAAUCGUUACUUCAGUGUACGCUGCCCGCUCCGCGCCCGCUCCCUCUUCACCCGCCGCCGGAUCCUCGGGACGGUCGCCGUGGUGUGGGUGGUGUCAUCGGCGAUCUGCGCCCCAUUGGUGUUCAUGAACCGGCGAGAUGAGAUCAGCCUGGGGGCGUCGUUUGUGAUCCCUGUGUGCCAGGAGGUGUGGCCGGGGCCGCGUCUGAAACAGGGCUACACCGUCCUGCUCUUCGUGGCGCUCUACUGCAUCCCCGUGACCUUUAACCUCACCAUCGGCUUCCUGACUGGCCGCCGGCUCUGGGGGGACGGGAAGCGGACGUUUACGGAACUCGACUCCCGAAGCCGAGCGCUGCACACUGAGCGCCUCAAGACGAGGAAGAAGAUUGCCAAAAUGGUGGUGUCCCUGGUGCUGCUGUUUGCAGUUUCCUGGCUGCCCCUGUAUCUGGCUGAGUUCUGGAUCGACCGAGUGCAGCAUCCGCCAUCUUGGCUCAUGCAGAGCCAGCCCUUUGCCCAGUGGCUGGGCCUCACCAACUCCAGCCUCAACCCUAUCUGCUACUGUUUCAUAGGUGAUCUCCACCGUGGGGCCAAGGUGUUCCGUACCCACUACCACCGCCGGAUCGCUGCUCUCUUUGGUUCCUCUUUCGCCAACUCCGCCACGACCACUGCCGCCGAGGGAGGAGUAGCCGCGGCAACCGUGGCCGCGUCCACGGCAGCCAUUCCCAAGUUGUUUACCUUUUCCAGGGCGGCAGGGGAGCCAGGCAAGAUGGAGGACGGGUCUGAUAACAAUCUGUCUGACUGGUACAAGUCCAGCCCCAGUGUGUGUGAGAAAUCCCUACUACCCAGUCAUCCUGACAGGCCACAAACACUCUCUAUACGGACCGUCUGUGGGGACAUAAUGGACACCUCCCCUUUAAAUAGAGACUGUGGGGGUAGGAAGGACACAUUCCCUUUAAGAAGACACUCUGAGGACGAACGAGGGGACACCCUCCCUUUAUGGCCUUUAGCAUCUGGGGACAGAAGAGACACCUUGCAUUUAAGACCGGCAUUUGGGGACAGACUGGACACCCAGAUUGGACACCUCCCUUUAAGGCAAAUCUUGGACAUCUUCCCUUUAAGCACUGUCUCUGUGGACAGCAGAGUGGACACCUCUCCUUUAAGGCAAAUCUUCCCUUUAAGCACUGUCUCUGUGGACAGCAGAGUGGACACCUCUCCUUUAAGACCAGAUGGUGGGGGUGAGAAAACAGACAGCCUCCCUUUAAGAGGAGACACUUCUCCUUUAAGUCAAGACUCUGCGGACAUUAUAUCAGACCAUAUAACAAGCCUGUGAACUCUGUGGACAUUAUAUCAGACCAUAUAACAAGCCUGUGAACUCUGUGGAUCGUCAGAUGAAGUCAGAGAGAGAGAGAGAGACAGAGAGGCCUUGGAGGUAAUCACUAAUCUAUAGGGGAGAUGAUCACUGGGAGGGAUAAACACACACACACAUCCUGGAUCGAUAGACUGUCUGUUAUAUCAUCAACACAGUGGGACCUGUUUCUCUCCCUGCAGCCAGUUGGGAAACUACACCCAUUGGCUCACUGCCUGUGAUUGACAGCCCACGGUGAUCCUGCCCACUGGUGUUUACAAAGCAGUUUAUCCUUCGUCAGUAGGGAUAAUGUGCAUCCCAAAUGGCACCCUAUUCCCUAUGUAGUGCACUACUGUUGACCAGAUUGGUACCCUAUUCCCUACACAGUACACUACUGUUGACCAG